Molecule: messenger RNA, 2619 nt
Organism: Solea senegalensis (Senegalese sole)
Lineage: Eukaryota; Metazoa; Chordata; Actinopteri; Pleuronectiformes; Soleidae
Gene: pex2
Product: peroxisomal biogenesis factor 2
Exons: 2
Coding region: 794-1864 (356 amino acids)
Biological process (GO): protein import into peroxisome matrix
Cellular component (GO): peroxisomal membrane
Molecular function (GO): zinc ion binding
Source: RefSeq, a predicted model, not a curated record
ACACACACACACACACACACACAGCCUGAAGACCCCUCUGUGCAUUUGCACACAUUCAUUUUUCAUGAAACAGACUCAUAACAAUUAGUCUGGUUACCGCCUGGGUAAUCUUAGCGUCCCUGUAAUGCCUGUGGUCUGCUGUAUGACAUCACUGUCUUAAAAGUUCUAAAUCUGACAUUCUCAUCCGUUUUCAUAGUGAGGACAUUAGCAGGCCUUAGCUAAUAGGCUCGCACUCGUUCCAGGCUAAAGGAGGGCAAUAAAGUGAGGAGGCGGGGGAGUGAAGGGAAAAAAAUGAGACUGGACUGCGUAGAGAAACAUGCUUUAUCCACUACAGCUUUUACACAAAUUAAUUUACGUGAGCAAGGGAGGGAAAUGUAAAGUUGUAAUUCAGCAUGCUUUGCCAAUGCAUAGCCUAUUUCUCGCAACAAGCAUCAUAGUAAGCAGAGUGAAGGUUUAUGCAUUAUUUCAGCAAAUAUAUUAUGCUAACAGCCAUAGCUAAGUGCUCAGGAAUUUGAGCAUUACAGCGCGCCAUGAGCUAAAUCGAGACUGUUGGCCACACAGUUUCCAACAGGAAUGAAAUGAUAGCUGAAUGAGCACCUUCAGAGCAUUUCUGCAGAAAAAAAUCAACGCAAUUCCUUAGAGAUAGUCCACCUUUCCAGCAUACCCCCCCCAUCUUUCGUCCCCUGCCCUAAACACCCUCAUUCCAUCCCUAGACACCAAAGCCAAGGUCAAGAAAAAAAAGUGCAGUGCUUCCUCUGUCUAGAGACUAUUCCCUGGGUGCCUACAGCUCAGUAUGGCUGAGACGUGUAUGCUCCGGGAAUGUUCCCUCCUCCUUUAUUGUGACCGUCAGUCUGAAGGUCAGCUCCUAGGGAGAGCAGGUUUUGAAAAUGAGGACACCCAGGAAAGAACAGCUGGAGGCUCUGCUCCAGAAAGCAACGUCGAGCUGCAGACCCCAGUAUUGCGCAUCACUCAGCUGGACGCUCUUGAGCUGGACUCAGCCCUUGAGCAGCUGGUAUGGACCCAGUUCUCCCAGUGCUUCCAAAACUUCCGGCCUGGACUCCUCACCCCUGUGGAGCCUGAAUUGAGGGCUCUCCUCCACCUGCUCGUGUGGAGGUUCACACUGUAUUCCAGCAGCACCACUGUGGGUCAAUCUUUACUGAACCUGCACUAUCACAACACUUUGUCCCCUUCUCCCCGCUACAGACCUCUGUCGCGUAGGCAGAAGUUGUGCCUGUUGCUGCUCACUGCAGGCCCCCGCUGGCUCCGUGAGCGUUCCCAUAGCCUGCUCCUGGGUCUGGGUCUAAGCCCAGGAGGGUCUGUGUCUGAAAGAGACAAUAAUUUCCUCGAACAGGGUCUACGUUGUUGCCUCACUCUUGUCUCUGGUAUUGCCCAGCUUGCAAGUCUCAUCAACUUCCUUGUUUUCCUAAAGAAAGGUCGGCAUCCUGUCAUGGUGGAAAGGAUUGUGGGAGCUCAGGCAGUUUUCAGCAAGCCCAGCGCAGUCCGGGACAUCGACUACCAGUACAUGAACCGGGAGAUGAUGUGGCACGGCUUCGCGGAGUUCCUCAUCUUCCUUUUACCACUGAUCAACACAAGAAAACUCAAGGCAACGGUGUCCUCAUUUGUUUUUGGGGGCAAAAGUGCAGGUGGGAAGAGGGCCGGAGGAGAGCAAGGGUUAUUAAAAGAGUGCGGACUGUGCGGAGAGUGGCCCACCAUGCCUCAUACUGUGGGCUGCCAACAUGUUUUCUGCUACUACUGCAUCAAAAGCCACAGCAUUGCAGAUGCUUGCCUCACCUGUCCCAAAUGUGGUGCAGAGGCAGGGCAGCCCGAGCCAGUCAAGAUGAACGUGGAGAUGAUUGACAGGUGAUGUUAUAAAGAAUCACUCUGGCUGAGUUUGUUUUCAACUUGUACGGACUUCCUGAAAGUGAAUACACACCGGGGUUAAGAUUCAUUCAUAUCAACCUGUGUGGAAAUGCAAGUUUAUCUCUUAGUUUUUAUUUAAUAUUUUGGUAUAUUUAUCAAAAAGACAGCAUUGCAGUAUUAACUCAAGGGCUGGGCAGUAAUUCAAUCACAAUAUAUUGCCAAUAUCGAUUAAACAAAGGUUAAAUAUUCUGAUUUUAACACGUGUUUAUUGUUUUCUGUCCAUAAAGAAGUUUAAAAUGAACUUUACGGAUGUAGAACAUCAUGAAGUGUUUUUUUCCAGCCCUAAUGGUUUAACUACUGUGUCCACUCUAUUUUUUUUUGUUGAAAGAUCCACAAUGUUGUCGUGUAUGAGUUUAUGACUGGACUUGAGUCUUUAUGAUGUCUGUGCCUCUCUGAACACACAUCGACCUGCUAUGUUUAAUGUAUGUGUGCAUAUAUUGACAAUCCGCUGGCCCUCCCGUUUCUCCAGCUGGACUUUGGACAGAACUAUUUGUCUUGGGUGCACCGGACGGACUGCAGAGAACCACACAGAGCAUAUAUUUGAUGAGCGAACGUGUUGAUUUAUGCUCCAAAUUGGCUCUGUGUUAGUGUGUGUGUGUGUUUGUUGAAAUGGGAAUAUUUGUUCUGAUGAAAAAUGCAGAAAGUCAGCUGAAUAAAUAAUGGGAGGAAUUUCUGAUGCCUCUCAUCAUUGCCAAAUUA